AUUUUAUUAUUGUCAAAAUUGUGUUGAGUUUACGGAAUAUAAUAUGGGCUGUGUGAGAUUUGAGAUUGACGAAUGACGGCCGACAAUAUUUGUAAACACAGUUUGUCUCCAUCACGUACAAGUAUUUAGUGUACAACUGUACGCACUCGCUCAACCUUUAGCCUUUAGGCUUUGGCGAGAUAAUAAAACAAUUAUUAACUCCACGGUGUUUAUGAACUAUUUCUAAUUUCUUUAGUUAUUAACAGUACGUUACAUUCAGUCCGUCAUCAUAAUUAUUAUCGUUGUUACGUGUGAGGUCCUCUAAACGUCCAAGCUUUUAUCGUUUGGACUGUCAUUUGUCGAGUGAAACGACGUACCAUUUGAGAACGGUUCGGCGCCCAACCGUUUCGUCUGUAUUGCGCAGGCCGCCUCCGCACCGUACCACGGGAACCGACGGGGCGACUCCCCGAAAUCAACACAACAUUUAUCGAUCUCCAAGCGUCGCGUUUCUAUUUUCACAUUUGUGAAGUUCGCUGUAAAAGUGUCCAUUACACCAACGAUAAUAUACAGGUGUAAAUGGCAUCAUUUAACCAAAGCGCGGAUGAAAAUAAACAGAAUGGCAAGAGGAAAUGGAAUGAAUCGCAUUCGGACAUAGAACGAAAUUCUCAAGAUGACGAAGACGACCACUCAACUACUGAGAUGGAGCAAGGUUACCAGGAACUCUGCAAAACUCAACCAACCAUUCUCGUUGAAGAUUUCGAGCCAAUGAAGCCACUUGAAGAAGAAGAGUUAAUGGAAGCAUCUUUAACUACAGACCGUAAACAAGUUAUUGUUGGCAUAUGUGCCAUGAAAAAAAAAAGUUUUUCUAAACCAAUGAAAGAAAUUCUCAACAGGCUAGCUGAGUUCGAAUAUUUAAAAAUGAUAGUUUUUGAAGAAGAAUUAUUAUUAAAACCUAUCGAAGAAUGGCCCAUUUGUGAUUGCUUGAUAUCUUUUCAUUCUAAAGGAUUUCCUCUUGAAAAAGCUAUUAGAUAUGCUGAGCUUAGGAAUCCAUUGGUUAUUAAUCAUUUGCCAACUCAGUUUGCUCUCCAAGAUAGAAGGCAGGUUUAUUCAAUUUUGGAAUCUGAAGGAAUUCUAAUUCCUAGGUAUGCAGUUUUAGAUAGAGAAUCUCAGGAUCCAAAUUUACACGAGCUAGUAGAGUCUGAAGACCAUGUUGAAAUAAAUGGUGUUGUAUUCAAUAAACCAUUUGUUGAAAAACCAGUUUCUGCUGAAGAUCAUAAUAUUUAUAUUUAUUAUCCUACUUCAGCAGGAGGUGGAAGUCAGAGACUUUUUCGGAAAAUCGGUAGUCGUAGUAGUGUUUAUUCUCCAGAAUCUAGAGUUAGGAAAACUGGUUCUUUUAUAUACGAAGAUUUUAUGCCAACUGACGGAACUGAUGUUAAAGUAUAUACAGUUGGCCCAGAUUAUGCUCACGCGGAAGCACGUAAGUCACCUGCUCUGGACGGUAAAGUUGAACGUGAUUCUGAAGGUAAGGAGAUACGAUAUCCUAUUAUCCUCAGUAAUUCUGAAAAAAUGAUUUCUCGUAAGGUAUGUUUAGCAUUUAAGCAAACUGUAUGUGGCUUUGACCUACUACGAGCAAAUGGUAAAUCUUUUGUUUGUGAUGUGAAUGGAUUUAGUUUUGUUAAAAAUUCAAAUAAAUACUAUGACGAUUGUGCCAAAAUAUUAGGAAACAUGAUACUUAGAGAAUUGGCACCUACACUUCAUAUACCUUGGUCAGUUCCUUUUCAACUAGAUGACCCUCCAAUUGUUCCUACUACUGUUGGGAAAAUGAUGGAAUUACGGUGUGUUGUGGCUGUUAUAAGACACGGAGAUCGUACUCCUAAACAAAAAAUGAAAGUUGAAGUUAGACAUUCCAAGUUUUUUGAUGUGUUUGAAAGGUAUGGGGGUAAAAUGAAAGGAGAAGUUAAAUUAAAACAUCCUAAGCAACUUCAAGAAGUUUUAGAUAUUGCCAGAGCAUUGUUAGAUGAAAUUGAGCAUCAUGAAGCUGAUCAAGAGCUCGAAGAGAAAAAAAGAAAACUUGAACAAUUAAAAAGUGUUUUAGAAAUGUAUGGUCAUUUUUCAGGAAUAAAUCGUAAAGUUCAAAUGAAAUAUCAACCUCAUGGAAGACCAAGAAAAGAACAAAGUGUAAAUUUUAAACAAGACCCAUCACUUGUUCUAAUACUUAAAUGGGGAGGUGAAUUAACUCCGGCAGGGAGAGUUCAAGCUGAAAAAUUAGGACAAAUUUUCAGAUGUAUGUAUCCUGGAGGCCAGGGUAGAAAUUCAGAUACUCAAGGAUUGGGGCUACUUAGAUUACAUUCUACAUUUCGCCAUGAUUUAAAAAUUUAUGCAAGUGAUGAAGGUAGAGUGCAAAUGACAGCUGCUGCAUUUGCAAAAGGAUUAUUGGCCCUUGAAGGGGAAUUAACACCAAUUCUUGUACAAAUGGUUAAAAGUGCCAAUACAAAUGGUUUAUUAGAUAAUGAUCGUGAUUCCAGUGAACAACAAAAUAUGACAAAAGAACAGUUACACAAAUUAAUGCAGAAUGACCAUAUAUUUACUCCUGAAGAUCGAGCAAUGAUAAAUCCUUGUAGAGCUAUAAGUAUAGAUGAAGCAUUAGAUUAUGUAAAAAAUCCUGUUCAGUGUUGUGAAAUAGUACAAGAACUAAUACAGAAGUUAGUUGCUGUUGUAGAAUCCAAAAAAGAUGAUCCAAAAAAAGCAGACACUGUAUUAUACCAUGGUGAAACGUGGGAACUUAUGGGACAACGAUGGUCAAAAAUUGAAAAAGAUUUUUAUACUAAAAAUAAAAAAUUUGAUAUAUCCAAGAUUCCUGAUAUAUAUGAUUGUAUAAAAUAUGAUUUACAGCAUAAUCAACGAACCUUACAAUUUGAAGAAGCUGAAGAAUUGUAUACGUAUGCCAAAUAUUUGGCCGAUAUAGUUAUCCCUCAAGAAUAUGGGUUGGAUAUAGAUGAAAAGGUUACAAUUAGUCAAGGAAUUUGCACUCCUUUAUUAAGAAAACUUAAAUCUGACUUGCAACGAAAUGUUGAAGAGCCAUGUGAAGAAGCAGAUGAUGAAACAGUAAAUCGUUUAAAUCCUACAUAUUCAUAUGGUGUAUUAAGUCCUAGAAGACAUGUAAGAUCUCGUUUAUAUUUUACUAGUGAAAGCCAUAUCCAUUCACUUUUAUCUAUUUUGAGAUUUGGUGGCCUGUUAGAUGUGUACAAUGAUGAACAAUGGGGUCGAGCUAUGGAAUAUGUCAGUAUUGUUUCAGAACUUAACUAUAUGACUCAAAUUGUCAUUAUGUUGUACGAAGAUCCUACCAAAGAUGUAAAAUCCGAUGAGAGAUUCCAUGUAGAACUACAUUUUAGCCCUGGUGUUAAUUGUUGUGUUCGAAAAAAUUUACCGCCAGGUCCUGGUUUUCGACCACAAACAGGUAGUAAUUUCAAAACAAAACAUAAAGAUUACGAAGAGGAUGAUUCAUUAGAUGAAGAUGAAGGGCAUAGUAGAUUUUCUGUGACAGAACCGCAAAUUGAAGAAGAAGAAGAAGAAGAUCAUAGUCGAUUUUCUAUUACUGAAGAUGAUAAAAAAGAAUCAUCUGAACCGCCAAUAUUUUCUGAGGAUGACACUUGCGAUGGACCAAUGAAGUUCAAAUUUUGUCAGCCUCAAAAUGCUACAGCCAAGAGACAUUGUUAUUUUUCACAUUUGUUUUCUGCAUCUCCACCAACCAGUAGUUUGUUUAGUACUGCUGUAAUUAGUGGCUCAUCUAGCACUUCAGAUUUACAUGACUUGAUGACAGGUCCUUCAAGCUAUGCUGGUUCAAUAAUUGGUUGCGAUGGGGUUCCACCAAUAAGACCUUUAGAAACAUUGCACAAUGCAUUGUCAUUAAAUCAAGUUAUAACUUUUUUUGAUAAGGUUAUUAAUAACCAAGAACCAAGUUCACCAGAAAUUUGGCCAUAAUAUGUUAAUUAUUUUAUUAUAAAUGCCAAUAUUAAACAGUAUGGUUAGAAUUACUAAAAAUCUAUUAAUUCAUUAUAUACCUACGUUUUUAAAAUAAUUAUAUUCUUAAUGCUUGAACAAAGUAUUAACUAAACAAUAGUAUUUAUCAUUUUUAACUAAAUGUUACUCUUAUGAAUUAAGUGUUUAAAAAAUUAUGAAUGUAUUACAGUAGAUAAUAUUAUAUAAUUUAUAAAUCAAUAUUUAUAUUCCUAUAAUAAUAUUUUAAUAAAUCAACGGUUCUCAAGUUUUUUUUUUAUUGAAGUCUUAUUGAAUUUGCUAAUAUUAUAAGGUUUCAAUCAUUUAAAUAAUUACCAUGGGUAAAUGUUAUAUCCAUUUUUUAAUUCUAGAGUUACAUAAUAUUAUGUAUUAGUUUAAAUUUAAAUUUAAGAAACAUUUUCUAAGAAUUUAUAAAAGUGAAAAAUGUAAAUGCUUGGUUUAAAUAAUUAAGCGGGUUUGACGUUUCCUUGGAAAAAAUCAUAGCUUCAAUAAAAUAUGUUUGAGAACCACAGUAGUAAAAAUUAGAAUAUAUUAUAUUUGUGAUUUUGAUGUUUACAGUUUUAAAGUCUAAGUUAAUGUAAUGUUAAUUAAUGUAAGUACCUGAAUUUGUAAAUAUUUUAUGUUGUUGAAUAUUUUUGUGGACCAAAAAUACAUAAUAUUUAAUUUAUUUACUAAAAUUAUUACUAUUUUUAUUGUUAUUGUCUGGUUGUUAAUCAACUUCAGAAAUACUGGCAAAGCUAUUCCCAUCUUAAGUAGUUAAAUAUAUACAAUACUUUAAAGUAGUAGGUAUUAUUUAAAAAUGAUUUUAUACUCAAAACAAAAAACUUUUAUAUUAUCAUAUUUAAAUAAAAUAAUUAUAAAAACUAUCAGCCAUGUCGGUGCAGGGCAUUAUUGGCCUUGACAAUUUAGUAUUAAGAAAUAUUAUUUCACUAUUCAUUCUUUAAACUCUAUUUAAAUUUUGAUAAAUUGGUUCUUUAUUAAUUUCUUUUCAAUUUUAUAACAGUUCUAAUUAAUUUUCUUGUCAUGUUGAAAUGUUCAUCUUUUUAUACAUCUUAAUUACCGUUAAAUGAAUGAUAAUAAAAACAAGUAUAGUUUACAAUAAGUAUUUAUAAGGUUAUAAGUAAAAUAUAAAAUGUUUAUAUUUAUAUACAUGGGUCAAGCUUUUUUUGAAAUUACUAUUGUUAAACACUUAUAUUAAUUCAAUACUUGAUGCAAUGAGAAGCAGUUAUUUUGCAAUUAAAAGUAAGAGUUCAAUAAAUGUGGUUAUUUUAACAUUAAGUAACCUUUGGUUAAAUUGUUUACACAUAUACUCCGUUCGCUGAGAGAAUGUGGUUACUUAGCGCUUACGACUAGAGCCGAGAAACGGGGUUUUGUGUCAUUGCAGCUGCAGGGUAUGACGCGUUCUGGUUUGUGUACUACCACAUUCUCUCGGCAAACAGAGGAUAUGGGUAUAAUAGUAUGUGGAGUUAAAAAAUAAAUCUGUAAUUAUUAAACGUACAAUAAUUAAAAUUUUUAAAUGCAUUACUCAUUUAAAAUUAAUGCGUCAUGUUUUUAAUUCUUAAGAAAUGUAAAAUUGAUGAAGGAUAAAAUUAAUUUUAUAAUAAAAACUAACAGUAUGAUGGUAUCAAUUAUUGCAACUAAAAAUGAUAAUUAUAAGAUUUCUCUGCGUGUAUAGUUUGGAAAUAUAUUUUAAAUUGUUGAAAUUACACAUAUAACCUAUGAUUUAUUUUCUUACAACCCGUCCGUCGUCCUAAUUGAUAAAAUUCUCAUAUCGUCUAGUUUUUCGAUUAAAAUACUCUCGAUUUUAGACCAAUUUAAUAUUUUAGCUAAGAAAUAGUGUCAAAUUAAAAAUACCUACCUACGAACAAGUCAACAAAAUAAUAUGUUAACUUAUUUUAUGUUUAUUUAUUAUAACCAGAUUCUUCAGAUGAUAAAUAUAUAUAUAAAUAACUUCGUAUCCCAUGCCAUAUAUUCAAUGAUAAAUGUGUAUAAUGUAUAUAUUAAUAAAUAAUAAUUUUAUAUAAUAACAACAGAUUAGCUUUGAUCGUGAUUUUUAUUAAAUUAUAGUCUUAUUUUUAGACUAGCUGUAUAUACAGACUUUGCUCGGGAAAAAUAAACAAACUUUAAAAACGGAGGUAUAUUGGUGUAUUUCGGUUUUAUAUAGUGUACGUCGCUUUCUGAAUUUUUUCGAUCGAGAUGGACAAUCUACCUACGGGGAAAUAGAUGGAGCAAUUAGUAUGUUUUCGAACGUUGUUCAAACUACUCUCUAACUUUCUGGAUAUCUCUAAUAACAAUCUCUGAAACUUUCGUUAUUAUCAGUCAAUUAUUUGUAGAGCCUAUAAGCUACAAACCAGUGGCAGAUACGAGGGGGGGGGAAGGGGCGUUCACCCUCAUUGAAUUUUUUAACGUUAUUUUUUAUUAUAAUAUUUGGCUAAACAAAAGAAGUAAUUUAAUGUUUGAAAUUCGCCCCCUCCCUUGGGUGACUUCUGGAUCAGCUACUGCUACAAACAGUAGGUAAUUAGCAUUUUGUUGCACAUUUGAAUAAUAAAUAAUAAAUUUAAUAUUAUUUUAUUGUAUUUUAUUUUUAAAAAUCCCAUAGAGCAACGAUUAGGGUGGGUCGGCUAGUCUAUACCAAUUUUUAUUUUCAAUUGAAUUUCUGUAACCAAUGCAACCCUAUGUGCAAACAAAAAAUGUAUUUUUUGAUUUAUGUAAUGCAAAACGAAAUUCAUGUGUGAGCCACCUUAUUAUACCUAACCUAACCUACAGGGGUAAAAUAAUAUUAGAACGCCAUUCGAGUCUCCAAGAAUAUAUUGAUAUAAUUUUUAUUGAAAUCGUUCCAGUAGUUGCUGAGAUCAGUGCGUACAAACUUUACUUUACUUUUAUAAUAUUAUUAAGAGUAUGAGUUGUUUAUUAAAAAUAUUUUUCAUUCUUAUUUAUUUUAUAAAAUCGAUGCUUAAAAACCACAGGAACAAUAAAAACAAAUCAAAGUUUAAACAUAAUGAAGUAUAAUAUAUUCAUUUACUUUCGCAUUUAUAACAGUAUUUUGACUUAUUAUACCUACCUAUUAUAAUAAAGUUUUUGUGUAAUAAAUGUAAUAAUAAUAAAUUAAUGUAAUACUAUGUAUAAAUAUCGAAAAUAAUAAUCAAAUAUAAUUAAUGAUCGGGGAAAAAAAUUAAAUGUUAUAAAAUCAUUGAUUUUUCUAUAAACACAGUAAUUGUUCAUCAAUUAUAUAACUAUAAAUUUAACUUUUUUCUUACAUGAACCAAUUGCAAGCAGAAAUAAACGAAUAUGUGGUUAUGAUUUUAAUAUUAUUAGUUAUUAAUAUAGCGGAUGAGCCACCCUAAAAUAACAGGUUCAAUAUGAUGCUUCCUUGAAUCGUCAAAAUCGGCCAAAUAUUUGUUGUUAAUCUAGUAUUUUUUUUUUAUUAAUAAGUAUUAUACAUUUUGCCUUAAAUGUAUAGUUGCUGUUACCUGUGGAUUAUAUUGUUACGACCCGUCCGUGACCCCAAAUAGGUAAUAUGUAUGAAAAAUGUUGUGAAUUGGUCAAAACUCAAAAGUAGUGGAUUUGUUGAAAUUUGCAUAUACAUAAUUUAGGUAUACCCCAACAAAUAAUAUAAUAUGUUAACUGACUAUCUAUUAUAAUCGAUGUACCUACCUACCUACCUAUCGUUUCCGGGUUGCUUCAGUUGAAAUUUUCUCAAUAUUUUUUUGUCAAAUUCGGUCGAGUAUUUUUUUAGUACCUAUAUAAACGUAAUUUUCCUCUGAUAUAUAACUACUCAAUAUAAUAGUUUCUUAAUUUUACACUUAAAUAAAAUUGUUCUAACGAUUAGCCUGAAUGACAAAAUAUAAUAGUAUACGGAAAAUUAUAUACAAACAUCCAAUCACAAUAAUUAUUUUAUUACCCAUAACCAUGUAACCCUUAAAUAUAAACAAAAUAUAUUAGGGUUGGAAAAAGAAAGUAAAACCGCUUUCUGAGUCUCGAGGAAUCUAUUGAUACAGCUUUUUUACCUCAAUCUGUUAAGUCGUUCGAAAUUACACGAUCACCACAGACGCACAGAAUAUCUUAAAAUAUAAUCUAAAGAUAUUUUGUUAUGUGAUUUUUUAACGGUAAUGUAUUGCAUUCGACGAAGAAAAAAACUACUGAUUCAGUGAAUAUUAUAUUCACCUGCGUUUAAUCAUACCAAAAAUAACUACUAGGUCUAAUUUGUUACAAGAAACCAGCCUCAAAGUUGAAGAAUGAAACGUUUUUGCUACUCCAAAAGGUAAUGACUGUGGCACACACAAAAAUACACUGUAAAGCCGAUAUAUUCAUCGCUUCACUCAGAAUCUAAAAAAUAAAUGCCGAUGUUAAAUAUCUAUUUUUUUUUUUUUUUUUACUACAAAAUUAGCAAUGUAUAUUACAAUUAUUUCGCAAAUAAAAAAUAAUUUUCAACGAAAUUAUGUUAUGGGGCCUAUAAACUGCGACACUACGGCUACUCUGAUCCAACGAAGUUGCACAGGAGGGGGGGGGGGCUUUGGUGAUGCAGAAUAUAGCCUAGUGGGCCUUUUUUUUGGCUGUGAAUUUUGACAUGGUUUUGAUGGUUUAUCCUAUAUAUAUGUCAAGUCGAUGGAAAAUCAGGAAAAUUAUGUAUCUAAAAGUGUAAAAAUACGAGUUUACUAUAAAAGCCAGAAGAAUGAGUUUCCGUCUUGAAUAGAGCUUUUGAAAUAAAUGUAGUUAGCUCCCAACCGAUUUUUGGGAUUUUUUUCCAAAAUUUGUAUUAUGACGGCACUUUCAAAAAAAGUUAAUAAAAAAUCAUGUUUUCAAGUUUUAAAAAAAAAAAAACAUUUUUGAAUUUUUUUUUGUAUAAAUGUUAGCUCUUUUAUCCUCAAUAUCUUAAUAGAAUCAGAAAUUAUCCCACCUACGUUAUCGUACUUACGAUAUUAUACUUACUUAUUUAAGUAAUAACAACAAAAAAUACCCCUCCCGACGAGGGGUCGUGUGCGAGAAAACGCAAAAUGGCGAAUUUUAAAAACUUUUAACUAAGUAAAAUUCUAAUUGCACCAUUGUUCUUAACUCGUUGAAAUACAUAGGUUUUACAAAAAAAUCGCUUGGGAGCCAACAGCUAAACUGCUGCAUUUAUGCCUUUUUUUUUGUUACUAUUAUAUUAAAAAGAUCAAAAAAUAAUACAUUUUUGUUUGCCUGGUUUAUGACAUCCCCAUCCCCAAACGGCCAAUCGUUUUUAAAUCGUAUAACACUUGUAUGCAUUUUAUGAUUCGUUUGGCGAAAACCCGAACGAAAUACAACUGCUCUGUUUC
This is a messenger RNA of Metopolophium dirhodum (rose-grain aphid), 9290 nucleotides long. RefSeq names its product ubiquitin carboxyl-terminal hydrolase 39-like. Gene Ontology annotation, biological process: inositol metabolic process; protein deubiquitination; inositol phosphate biosynthetic process. The transcript is spliced from 3 exons. The record is from RefSeq and is a predicted model, not a curated record. NCBI's taxonomy places the organism in Eukaryota, Metazoa, Arthropoda, Insecta, Hemiptera, Aphididae. Gene Ontology annotation, cellular component: cytosol. Bases 556 to 3960 code for a protein of 1134 amino acids. Gene Ontology annotation, molecular function: diphosphoinositol pentakisphosphate kinase activity; zinc ion binding; inositol hexakisphosphate kinase activity.